This is a messenger RNA of Setaria italica (foxtail millet), 960 nucleotides long. RefSeq lists its product as uncharacterized. The record is from RefSeq and is a predicted model, not a curated record. NCBI's taxonomy places the organism in Eukaryota, Viridiplantae, Streptophyta, Magnoliopsida, Poales, Poaceae. The coding region runs from base 95 to 808 and encodes 237 amino acids. The transcript is spliced from 3 exons.
CUUGCCGCAUCUUCCUUCCCACGUAGCCGCGCAGCACAUCGCGAUCAACACUAGCAGUGUCAGUCCUGCCCUCUCGUCCGCGAGCAGAGCCGCCAUGGCCGACGUGCUGGUGGGCUCCGAGCGCCGCGUCCUCAUCAGCGGCUACGGCCUCCCCGCGCAGGCCCCGCCGCCACCCGAGAGCCUGCUCGGCCGCCUCGACCAGAUCGACCUCCGGUUGCGGCAGCUGGAGGAGCAGCGCCGCCCGGCCCCCGCCGCCGACGACGACGGCCGCCGUGCGCAACCGCACCAGGUUCACCACCACCACACCAAGUCCCUGCCGUCGGCGCUGCAGCACCAGCACGUACAGGUGCGGGGCACGCUCAUGGACCGCCUCAACCUGCUCGAGUCGCGCAUCAGGCAGCUCAGCUGCGAGCUCGACCUCGACAUCGGCGGCAAGGCCGGGGGCUACGCCGCCGCCGCCGCCGCCGCCCAGCUGGGGAUGAUGGGGGGCUCCUCGUCCGUGGCGGCGCCGCCGGCAGUCGAGGACCCCGCGUGGUCCGACACCGCGCCGAUGCUGGAGCCCUGCAGGGACCCAGCGGCGGCGGUGAUGUCGUCCGCGCCAGCCACCAAGUCGGCGGCGGCGGCGGCGGACGGGAGCUGGAGCGCCGUGGAGAUCCUGCAGAGGGGCGCGCGCCAGCUUCACCGCAGCAAAUCCAGCGCAACGAACAAGGUGAAGAAUCUGAAGGAGGCGAAAUGUGCAUGUCAGAAGGAGAAGAGGAAGGCGGAACGCGUCAGGACAGGCAGGAGGUGGUUCCCGGUCGGAUGCUAAGGCUGGAAGACGCAGGGAUGAAUUGAUCUUCACCAAUCCAUAGUAGAAGCUACACUACAUAUAUUUGUUCUUUUUUUCCAAUGUAAUUUAUUUCAGACUUUGUGUUUACUUCUUGUUACAUCCGCAAUAGUACACCGGUUUGUAUGGAUUCA